Messenger RNA from Betta splendens (Siamese fighting fish), 1786 nucleotides. It is a transcript of the gene wash1, whose product is annotated as WAS protein family homolog 1. NCBI's taxonomy places the organism in Eukaryota, Metazoa, Chordata, Actinopteri, Anabantiformes, Osphronemidae. Gene Ontology annotation, molecular function: alpha-tubulin binding; gamma-tubulin binding. Gene Ontology annotation, cellular component: WASH complex; early endosome; recycling endosome. Gene Ontology annotation, biological process: Arp2/3 complex-mediated actin nucleation; retrograde transport, endosome to Golgi; endocytic recycling. The coding region runs from base 142 to 1542 and encodes 466 amino acids. The transcript is spliced from 11 exons. The record is from RefSeq and is a predicted model, not a curated record.
GGUGCCGCCUCGACCUGUGCUGGUGCAGUCGCAUGGUCUGGCACGGACCCUGCGCGAGUCUUGGACUGGGGAUCCUGAGGAUGGUGAUGGUGAUGAAGGCAACUGGGGUCCAGGUGAUAUUGAUGGUGAUGGUGGUGAUGGAUGACACAGAAGCACUGCCUGGAUGGACAGGUCUACUCAGUGCCUCUCAUCCAGCCAGACCUGAGGAGAGAAGAGGCAGUCCAUCAGAUAGCAGAUGCAUUAUUCUAUUUGGAGACUAUCUCCACAGAUAUUUUCAGAAGGGUGUCUGAGAGCGUAGAGAACAACCGCCGCCAGCUGCAGAGCGUCACUGACAGGAUCCGACUGGCUCAGGCUCGUGUUGACAAGAUCAAAGGCAGCAAGAAGGCCACCAAGGUGUUCUCCAGUGCCAAGUACCCCGCCCCAGAUCGACUUCAAGACUACACUUCUAUUUUCACUGGAGUGACAGACCCCUCCUCACAAAGCCAGCCCAGGCGCCGGAUACAAAGCAAGCUGCGACCCUUUGAUGAGCAGGCUAUGCAGGAUAAGUUAACGUAUUUCCCUGUGUGUGUGAGCAAUAAGAAGAAGUCUGAGAACGAGACCGAGGAGGGGCUGGGCAGCCUGCCGCGCAACAUCUCAUCUGUCAGCUCACUGUUGCUCUUUAAUACGACGGAGAACCUAUAUAAAAAGUACGUGUUCCUCGAUCCUCUGGCGGGCGCAGUGACAAAAACACACACGACGCUGGAGACGGAAAAAGAGGAGAAACCGUUUGACGCGCCGUUGUCCAUCACAAAGCGAGAGCAGCUGGAGCGACAGACAGCAGAGAGCUACUUCUAUGUGCCAGACCUGGGCGAGGUGCCCGAGAUAGAUGUUCCGUCCUACCUGCCCGACCUGCCAGGCAUAGCAGACGACUUGUCCUACAGUGCAGAUCUUGGACCGGGCUUCGCACCUUCUGGACCCACACACAAUAUCCCUGAGCUGCCCUCCUUCUCUGAAGAGAGCAGUGGAGCAGGAUCUCAGCUCCAACCUAAUGCUGCUCCCCCUCCACCACCACCACCACCACCUCCCCCUGAGCCUGUCCUUCCACCUGUGACUCCUGUAGGUGCUCCCCCUGCUCCACCGCCUCCACCACCUCCUCCUGUUGAAGUCUUUCAGGCAGCGGUUUCAGCAGCUCCGGUGUCUGGUGCUCCCAGCGAGGUGGUCCAGCCAUCGGACGGCCGUGCCAGUCUGCUGGAAUCCAUUCGUAAUGCCGGCGGCAUCGGCAAGGCCAAGUUACGCAACGUUAAAGAACGCAAAAUGGAGAAGAAAAAACAAAAGGAGCAGGAACAAGUGGUGGGAGCAGCGUCCAGUGGGGGAGACUUCAUGUCAGAUCUCUUCAAUAAACUUGCCAUGCGAAGGAAAGGUAUAUCUGGGAAAGGGCCAGUGGCCGGGGAGUCAAGUGAAGCUCCUCCUGUUAGCGGUGGUGCUUUUGCCAGGAUGUCCGAUGUCAUCCCACCACUUCCUGCCCCACAUUCAACAGCAGAUGACGAUGACUGGGAAGCUUAAUGUGAUGAAUGUGAUUGUUGUACAAAGGACUUUAGCAGUUUUGCUUCAAUUAAUACGAUGAUUAUGAAAGAAAAGUGCCAAUUGUAACAGAAUCGUAUCUUGUAAAAUGACCCCAGAAAGCUUCUUAAUGCUCAUAGGUGAACAGCACUAACAGUAUAAUUUAUUCAUACUCACUGCAAAACAUUUUCAACAGGUUGAACAGACAUAUGAUACAAAGAACAUAGAAACAGUUCACUAACAUCUU